Molecule: messenger RNA, 3525 nt
Organism: Thlaspi arvense
Lineage: Eukaryota; Viridiplantae; Streptophyta; Magnoliopsida; Brassicales; Brassicaceae
Source: the annotation of a GenBank genome assembly
AUGGCUCAAAGGCUAUACGUCAAUGGUGUCGAGGAGCUACUCAACGAAGGAAUCGAUGUGAACAACAUUGAUCUCUUCACAUCGCGUCCUGUGAAGGUCAUUACGACGUCGUUAAGGUUCUUCUUAGCCGCAGAGCUAACAUCGAUGACCGUGUCGUUGGGGGAGUACGUCUGCAAAUCAGUACGGGUCGUGGCAAUCUCAGAAUCGACUCGGAGAUUGGAGCCCACUCACGCACACGUACACCCCUUUGUGGAAGCAUUUGCGGCCGAUCAGGACCGUUUCUUCAACGCCUUCCCUUCUGCGUUUGUAAAACUGUCUUCUUACAAGGUGUCAACCGGGAAUAAAGGAGUGAUUAGAAGCGUAAAGCUUGUGUCACCGUUCAAAGCAGCAGCGGUGAUUGGAGUGGUCGCCAUAAUCAACCUCGCGAGUCCCUGCAGGCUGCAACUUAUUCUUCACUUACUUGGAUGGUUGCUUGUUGCUGUAACGACUCAAUUUCGGACAGGGCCAACCGAAAGAUUGAGAAAUCAAGAUGGUGUGAAUGAGGACAUAAUCAAUGAGUUGCCUGUAGAUUUGCUUCUGCAGCUAUUAUCUUUACUUCCAAUAAAAAUUGUCAUAGCCACAAGUGUUUUGUCCAAACGGUGGAGACCUCUUGAUGCAGGAGAUGCUAUGGGUGAUCAACCAGUAACCAGGGCCGAUAUGGAGGGUUUCGCAGCAGGUCUGAACGAAUCAACCACGAACCUGGCAAAUAUGGUGGCAGCGUUAACUAAUCAGAUUGCAGCAUCAACCAAUCAGAUUGCUAACGCGGGACAAGGAGGAGGAGUAAGAAUGGGACCAAACCCUAAUCAACAAGGCGAAAACAUCCCGAUUGCUAACGCGGGACAAAGAGGAGGAAUAAGAAUGGGACCAAACCCUAAUCAACAAGGCGGAAACAUCCCGGUUGCUGAAGAACCGGCUCGGAACCGGCAAGGUUGUUCUUCGCUGGAUCCCGAAGAGAGCAGUUCUCCUGUUAGGUCAUCGAAUACAGCAGUCUACCCCAUCAGGUUGUUCCCAGCAGAGUCUUCGGAGAUAGCAGUCCUCUCCAUCAGGCUGCCUUCCGCUGGAUUUCCAGAGACAGCAGUCUUCCCCAUCAGGCUGCUCCCAGCAGGAUUUUUGGAGAUAACAAUCCUUUCUGUUAGGUUGUUCUUUGCUGGAUACCGAAGAGAGCAGUUCUCCCCGUCCAGCUGCUCCAAUGAUGGUUUUCAAAAACAGCAGUCCUCUCCUUCAGAUUGUUCCUACUGGAUUUUUGGAGAUAGUAGUCCUCUUCAUCAGACGGCUCUCAGCAGGGUCUUUGAAGACAUGAUAACAGUCUUAUCUGUUAGGCUGCUUCCAACAGAGUUUCCAGAGACAGCAGUACUAUUCGUCAGGCUGCUCACCGCUGGAUCCCUGAAAAAAGCGGUCAUCCUCGUCAAACUGCUCCCAACAGGGUCUUCGAAGGCUGCUCCUCGUUUGGUCUCCGGAGAGAACAGUCCUUCCCAUCAAGCUGCUCCCAGCAAGACCGCUUCCACUGGGUUUCCAGUGAUAGCAGUCUUUCCCGCCAGGCUACGCCCAACAAAGUCCUCGAAGACAGCAACAGCCUCGUCGUCAUGCAACCUCUAUAUAGUCGAACAGUUCCUACCGUCAGAUGUCUCCAUCCAGUUCCUGCCGUCAGUUGUCCCCAUCCAACACACCACCGAGUACCCUCGAAGCUCCGCAAUGUCAACAACAAAACUUCCAAAGUUCCCUCCUCUCCUCACUUCUCCGGCGACAUCACCUCCGUCGCCGGUGAAGCUCAAGCCAUCGCAUCCCAACUUAAACCCUAUCCAGAAGCUAGCGGCUUCGAUGCUCGACAAAAUCGAAUCCUCCUUCGUCGUACCAAUGGAACAAAAUCACUCGCUUCCUAAACCGACCGACCCGGCAAUUCAAUUAUCCGGUAAUUUUGCACCGGUUAACGAAUGUCCGGUUCAAAAUGGUUUAGAAGUCGUUGGUCAGAUUCCCCCUUGUCUACGAGGAGUCUACAUCCGUAACGGAGCUAACCCUAUGUUUCCGCCAUUAGCCGGGCACCAUCUAUUUGACGGUGACGGAAUGAUUCACGCCGUUAGCAUCGGUUCAGAUAACCAGGUUAGUUACAGCUGCCGGUACACUCAAACAAACCGGCUUGUUCAGGAAGCAGAGCUGGGACGACCACUUUUCCCUAAACCGAUCGGCGAGCUUCACGGCCAUUCGGGCUUGGCUCGACUCGCUUUAUUCGCGGCUCGAGCUGAGAUCGGCCUAGUGGACGCGACACAUGGCAUGGGUGUAGCUAACGCUGGAGUCGUUUACUUUAACGGGAGGUUAUUAGCCAUGUCAGAGGAUGAUCUCCCUUACCACGUGAAGAUCAACGGCCAAGGAGAUCUCGAGACAAUCGGACGGUUCGGAUUCGACGAGCAGAUCGAUUGUUCAGUGAUAGCACAUCCUAAAGUGGACCCUACCACAGGAGAUCUUCACACGCUGAGUUACAACGUUUUGAGGAAACCUCAUCUCAAGUAUCUUAAAUUCGACACGUGCGGGAAAAAGACACGUGACGUGGACAUCACUCUCGAGCAACCCACGAUGAUCCACGAUUUCGCGAUAACCGAAAACUUCGUCGUGAUCCCGGAUCAGCAAUUGGUAUUCAAGUUAACCGAAAUGAUUCGGGGCGGGUCACCGGUUAUCUACGAUAGAGAGAAAGUGUCGAGAUUCGGUGUUUUGUCCAAGCAGGAUCCGACCGGGUCGGGUAUAAGUUGGAUCGGCGUACCCGAUUGCUUCUGUUUUCAUUUAUGGAACGCGUGGGAAGAGAUGACCGAAGACGGAGACCCGGUUAUUGUCGUAAUCGGUUCGUGCAUGAACCCGCCCGACACGAUUUUUAGCGAAUCAGGAGAACCGACUCGGAUCGAAUUAACCGAGAUUCGAUUAAACCUGCGGACAAAGGAAUCGAACCGGAAAGUUAUCGUAACCGGGAUAAAUUUAGAAGCAGGUCAAGUAAACCGGAGUUUCCUGGGGCGAAAAACCCGGUUCGUUUACUUAGCUAUCGCUGAUCCUUGGCCCAAAUGCAGUGGCAUCGCGAAGGUGGAUUUGGUAGAUGGAACUGUUUCAGAGUUUAAAUACGGACCGGGCCGGUUCGGUGGUGAACCGUAUUUCGUACCGGAGAAAGAAGGAGAAGACCAAGGGUAUGUGAUGGGUUUUGUGAGGGACGAAGAGAGAGACGAGUCGGAGUUCGUGGUGCUCGAUGCAUCGGAGAUGAAGCUAGUCGCGGCGGUACGGCUGCCGGAGAGAGUACCGUACGGAUUCCACGGAACGUUCGUGAGCGAGAAUCAGUUGAAGGAACAAAAACAAGAAUCAAUAACAAGAGCAACCAAACUUCAGCUCACAUUUACGUUGAUCGAGCUGUCACAAAGUAAGAGGAAGGAGUCACCAACCCUAUGGCAGAACCGGAUGCAAACGUUCGAAUCCCUUGACGAAAUUGGUAUGUUCAUUGUGACCCUCCUCUAG